Messenger RNA from Pocillopora verrucosa, 1477 nucleotides. Its product is annotated as carboxypeptidase A2. Gene Ontology annotation, biological process: proteolysis. Gene Ontology annotation, molecular function: zinc ion binding; metallocarboxypeptidase activity. Lineage: Eukaryota; Metazoa; Cnidaria; Anthozoa; Scleractinia; Pocilloporidae. The record is from RefSeq and is a predicted model, not a curated record.
UGUAAAUGGUUCACUCUUUGUGUCUGUUUAUGCAGCAGGGAUGAUUGUCGUAUAUAGACAAAUAUACUGCCAGUCUUAAAAGAAUGAAGUGAAAUCUACGUUUAUAUACUUGUUCGUUUCACUUAUUAGCUUAGAAUAGUCGUGAAGGCUUCAAAAUUUCGUGAAGCAUCGUCAUGGCAUCAAAAUUGCAUUUUGCUGUUUUUCUCUCCUUGGUUAUGACCGCGUCUGCCGGCGAAAAAGUCAUUCGCAUCAUCCCAGGAGACUCAAAUGAGCUUGAUUUUCUGUCAUCUUUGGAAGGCAAACAGGAACUGGAGCUCGAUUUCUGGAAGGCUCCUCAUAAGCCUGGUCUGGCUGUGGACAUUCACGUGACAGAUGCCGCGUACAAGAUUGUUGCCAAGUUACUUAAGGAAAAGAACAUUGAGUUUCAAAUUAUGAUCGUUGACGUCGACAAAUUGGUGGACGACGAAAACGAAUUGCAAACGCGGAGCAUGUCAUUCAGCUUUGACAGCCAAUAUCAUCCUUUGCAAGAGAUUGUGGAUGAGCUGAGAAACUUUGCAAACCAACAUGCAGGAAUUGCUUCCAUUUUCAAUUUGGGAAAAUCUUAUGAAGGGCGUGAACAGCAGGCAAUUAAGUUGAAGGGAAGAUAUAGACCAGGCAAGAAGGUCUUUUUCAUGAACUGUGGGAUUCAUGCCCGUGAAUGGGUAUCUCCAGCGACCUGUAUGUACAUCAUCAGACAGAUAGUUUCCAAAUACGGUAGAGACAGCAGUGUGACCGAAAUGUUGGACAAGAUGGAUUUCGUUAUUAUGCCUGUUCUAAAUGUCGAUGGCUACGUUUUCACUUGGAAUCCAAGCAGCCGUAGGAACAGAUUCUGGAGAAAGACACGUAAACCCAAUAGAGGAAGCAGAUGCAUCGGAACAGACCCGAACAGGAACUGGGAUUACAUGUGGGGAUAUCCUGGAGCGAGUUCAGACCCAUGUCAAGAUUCCUACAGAGGAACACAUGCAUUUUCCGAAAGAGAAGUGAAGAAUGUAGCGAAUUACUUAGAGACACUUAGCAGAAAUGACCAAAUAGCGGGCUAUAUGGACAUUCAUGCCUACAGUCAAUUAUGGAUGACCCCCUGGGGAUAUACUAGACAGCCAACCAGAGACAACGAGGAAUUGAUGAGAGUUAGCAAAGCUGCAGUAACAGCCAUACGAAGGGCUGGUUAUGGAACCUAUUACAGAUACGGGCCAUCUUCCGUCAUCAUAUACCAAAAUUCUGGAGGCAGCAAGGACUAUACGUAUGGAAAACUGAAGAUCAAAUACUCAUUUGCCUUAGAAUUGAGGGAUACGGGACGAUAUGGUUUUUUAUUACCAGCACGUCAGAUUGUUCCCACAGCAAUGGAGACGUUUGAAGGAAUUAAAGCGAUGGCUGGGGAAAUGAGAGUGUAGUCCGCUGGACUAUAUGCUUGUAAAGCAAUAAAAAGGAUUAAAAGCAA